CUCACCGUGAUUAUAGGAUUAUAGAAUUACAGUAUUAUACAUAUUAUACUUAUAUAUAGGUUAUCUCUCGUGUUUUUAUUUUCAAAAAGUUAAUAGUUAAUAUCGACAAGUGCAAUGGAAGACAAAUCGUCCGCCGAUAUAGAAUAUGAAGGAGAAAUGGACACUUCUGACGAAGAGGAUAUAAGAAACACUGUGGGCAAUAUACCUAUGAAUUGGUAUGAUGAGUAUCCACAUAUCGGUUAUGAUUGGGAUGGCAAAAAGAUUAUUAAGCCUGAACGAGGCGAUCAGUUGGAUAAUUUUAUGGAAAAGAUGGAGAACCCUGAUUUUUGGCGUACUGUUAGAGAUUUACAAACUGGUCAAGAUGUUGUAUUAAGUGAUAAAGAUGUAGAAUUGAUUCAACGAAUAGAAUCUAGUAAAAUACCCGAUUCAGCAUUUGAGGAUUAUGCGCCAUGGGUUGAAUGGUUUACAUCAGAAGUUAUGAAUAUGCCAAUUCGUAAUGGAGCUGAUCAUAAACGUUCAUUCAUAGCCAGUAGACAGGAAGCUCAACGUGUAGAACGAUAUGCUAGAUUAAUUCGAGCUGGUUUGCUUAAAACCAGAGAACAAAAGCGAAGAGAACGUGAAAAGAAAAGAGAACGUAGUUUCUAUAUGAUGUGGAGCACAGAUGAUGCUGAAGAUGAAAAUAUGAGACGAAUAACUGAUCAUAUACCUGCACCCAAGAGAAAUUUACCUUCUCAUGCAGAGUCUUAUAAUCCUCCUCCUGAGUUCUUAUUCAAUGAUCGAGAAAUGAAAAUAUGGAAAAAACAAGAAGAAACUCCAUGGAAGCGCAAGUUACAUUUUGUACCUCAAAAGUAUUCUAGCUUAAGACAAGUUCCCGCUUACCCCAAAUUUAUAAAGGAACGUUUUACAAGAUGUAUGGAUUUAUAUCUGUGUCCUAGAGCGAGAAAAAUGAGAUUAACUAUUGAGCCAGAAGAUCUAUUACCUAAAUUGCCAAGUCCUAAAGAUCUACAACCAUUCCCUACAGUUCAAUCAUUGGUAUUUAAUGGACACACUGAUAUGGUUCGUUGUAUAUCUAUUGAUCCACUUGGUCAAUACUUGUUAUCUGGAUCUGAUGACAUGACUGUUAAAAUAUGGGAAAUUAGAACUGGUCGAUGUUUGAGAACUAUACCAGUUGGAGGUAUUGUGCGUAGUGUAGAAUGGAAUCCAAACAAAGCAUUAUCAUUGAUUGCAGUUGUAGCUGAUAGAAAAUUAUUGAUAAUAAAUCCUGCUGUUGGUGACCAUUUAGUUGUUUCUAAGACAGACUCUAUUCUAUCUGUUCCACCAAUUCAAACAUCUAUUGUUUCUGAAAAGGUUAAAGCAGUUGUUCAAUGGGAUGAAGCAACAAAUGAAGAAUGGGCAAACGGAAUUCGUAUUGUACUAAAUCAUUUCAAAGAAAUAAAACAAGUGACUUGGCAUGGUCGUGGAGAUUAUGUAGCUACAGUAAUGCCUGAUGGUGCUAACCGAUCGGUUCUAAUUCAUCAGAUGUCUACAAGACGAUCCCAAUUACCGUUUGCUAAAUCUAAAGGAUUGGUGCAAUCUGUUCUUUUUCAUCCAAUAAGGCCCUUUUUAUUUGUUGCUACACAAAAAAAUAUACGAAUUUAUGAUUUGGUUAAACAAGAAUUAUUUAAAAAAUUAAUGAGUUAUGCUAAAUGGAUUUCUUCAAUGGCUAUUCAUCCAGGCGGUGACAAUGUAAUUGUUGGAACAUAUGAUAGAAAGCUGUUAUGGUUUGAUCUUGAUCUUUCUACUAAACCAUAUAAAACUCUUAGAUUACAUUCAACUGCUGUACGUUCAGUUGCCUUCCAUAAACGUUAUCCAUUAUUUGCAUCUGGUUCUGAUGACCGGGCAUUAAUUGUUUCACAUGGAAUGGUUUAUAAUGAUUUACUUCAAAAUCCUUUGGUUGUUCCAUUAAAAUUACUUAAAGAACAUGAGGAAUUCUCAGAUUUUGGUAUUUUUGGUGUGACAUUCCAUCCUACGGAACCAUGGGUGUUUAGUUGCGGGGCAGAUAAAACUAUUAGGCUGUUUACUUGAAUUUUUAUUAAUUAUUAAAAUUAGACUAAGAACUAUUAUUUUCAAAUAUACCUGAUAAUAUAAUAAUAUA
Sipha flava (yellow sugarcane aphid) is the source of this 2134-nucleotide messenger RNA. Its product is annotated as ribosome biogenesis protein BOP1 homolog. Gene Ontology annotation, molecular function: protein binding; ribonucleoprotein complex binding. The transcript has 12 exons. Gene Ontology annotation, cellular component: preribosome, large subunit precursor; PeBoW complex. Bases 115 to 2064 code for a protein of 649 amino acids. Gene Ontology annotation, biological process: maturation of LSU-rRNA from tricistronic rRNA transcript (SSU-rRNA, 5.8S rRNA, LSU-rRNA); ribosome biogenesis. The record is from RefSeq and is a predicted model, not a curated record. NCBI's taxonomy places the organism in Eukaryota, Metazoa, Arthropoda, Insecta, Hemiptera, Aphididae.